UGAUUAAUGUUUGUGUUUUAUUAAACAAACAUUUGACGAUUUUAGAAGCGCAGACGGGGAGGGGAGAUUUUUAGAUUAAAUAAAUUUGUGGACUUUGGACUUUUGACCAUUCUAUUUAUGGGUAUGGGAAAGUAAUUGUUUGUUGUUUGUAAUUUUAUAUUGUCACGAAGAUAAAUGAUUAAUAAAAAUCAGUGUUGUUUAAAGUAACGGGGAAAGGGGCUAUGGGGAAACCCCUUUAUUAGAGAAAAGAUCAAAGUCCAAAAUCCGAGGAGAAUGUGAGGAGGGACUUGUGAAGAUGUUCUGUUUAUCGGAACUCUACAACUAUGCGCUCCAAUGUUCGACGUAAACUUUGUAAUGGAUAAUUACGGAUUGAGCGGUGUAUUUUUGGAAAUUUGUUUUAUAGAAUUUGUUAAUUCCUUUUUAUUGCGAAGAGCACAUGCAGAUCCCUGCUCUCUAGCAAGCUAUUUCUCUUAUUUUGUUUCCAAAACAUUUUAUUCUUUUGGCCUUCAUUUUAAACACCUUGAAGCACUUGAAGACAACUGCAGUUCUGAUUUGACGGUAGCCAUUAUUUAUGGCUCUGUCGUUGAAGCAAUUGGACUGCUAGGGUGUAAAAUAGCUGAACAUUUUAUUGAUGAGACUUUAAUUGAUGAAAAGUAUGUUACAAUUGUGCUUUCAGCAAUUUCUGGUUUAAUAACUAUUUUGGGUAUGUUUUUAGACGGCGAAUAA
This is a messenger RNA of Meloidogyne enterolobii, 726 nucleotides long. The record is from the annotation of a GenBank genome assembly. NCBI's taxonomy places the organism in Eukaryota, Metazoa, Nematoda, Chromadorea, Rhabditida, Meloidogynidae.